AUGGCAUCAACAGCCUCCAUCGAUGUGGACGCCAAAGUUCAGAGAGCCCUCGUGGGCACCAAAUUCGAGCCCUCAUCCUUGACGAAACUCUCAGGAGGCUCCGUCAACUGGAUCUAUCUCGUAAAGUUAUCGACACCCCUCGAUGAUGGGACAACAGAAGUUCUGGUUAAGCAUGGAGAGCCCUGGAUGGCCUCUAAGCCCGAGUUUCCACUACCCCUGCUUCGCUGCAGCAUUGAAAUGGAAAGCCUGAGGGUUCUGUCUGGUCGUUCCUCCUUUGGAAGAUCUGCUUCCACGGAUAUCUAUACUUUUGUCGCUCGAACACCAAACUUCUUCCACUUUGAUGACAACGCCGCCAACCAGAUACUAGAAUUUCUACCCGAUGGGAUAAAUUUAAAGGACUAUGUUCUACAGCAUUACAACGCUCCGACUCCCAAGUCCUUUGAACCGCAAUGCCGCCAUCUGGGCAAGGCAUUGGGUAAAUGGCUCAGAGGCUUUAUCGAUUGGACUACACGACAGGUCAAACACCGACAUGUCGUGGCCCAGAGCGACCUCGGCCAGGAGAUCAAGCACAUGGUCAACUUUUUAUGGCUGUACGAACGCAUCAAAGACUUUCCGGAUAUUCUCGACCCUGUAAAGGACAUUCUUGGACAGGUUGAGCAAAUGGCCGCUGCGGAGACAAAGGAGGUUAGCAAGCACCAGAUCAUCCAUGGUGACUUUUGGACCGGAAAUAUUAUUCUACCCAAUGCCCCAAUCCAGCAAGGCACCGAGGUGCCCAUGUUGGUCAUCGACUGGGAAUCUACCCAACUCGGGUUGCCCAGCGCCGACUUUGGACAAAUGAUUGCCGAGAUGUACGCUUUAUGGCUGUACAAGUCCAUCACCGCGGGACUAUGGAUGAUGGAGGGCUUCAUCGAUGCGUAUGGCAAUGUCAGUCAAGACUUCGCCUUCCGCACCGCCAUACAGACGGGUGCGCAUCUGCUGUGCAUUACCACGACGUUUCCGGGAUGGGGAACGCCUGAACAGGUUCGAGAGGUUGCUCGUGUGGGGAGGGAUAUCAUUGUACAUGCUUGGAAGAAGGACGCUGCUUGCAUCCCAUCAACGACGAUGCCUAAGAUGACCAUCCUCCUUGAUCAGCAGUCUACCGCACCUCGCAGCACCGUGACGGUGACAGCAAAACCUGACCCCACACCUAAAGCCGAAUGUGACUUUGCGGAUGGAACUAUCUAUUGGGAAUUUCUCAUCUCUGGGAUCUUUGACUGGGCUGAUGACGGAGGCAAAAAGUUGAAGGAGGAGGAGAGUGGCUGUGGGGCGCUAACAAACUGGAAGUGGCUCGAUGGGAGUGACCAUAACCAGGGCCAUCAGGCCUCUUUCCGCCUCCCAUUCUUUAUGAAGUCGGGUUGUGUGGAGCGAGCCAUCGUCUCGGCUGGUGGGCCAAAGAUCUAA
Fusarium keratoplasticum is the source of this 1440-nucleotide messenger RNA. Its product is annotated as APH domain-containing protein. Bases 1 to 1440 code for a protein of 479 amino acids. The record is from RefSeq and is a predicted model, not a curated record. The transcript has 4 exons. NCBI's taxonomy places the organism in Eukaryota, Fungi, Ascomycota, Sordariomycetes, Hypocreales, Nectriaceae.